GCAUGUGCAUUUGUACGCGCGAGGCUCGAGACUCCUUUGGCGUGGGACCUAGGAGGUGCGUCAGAGCUGUGCGCCUGCGCAGCCGCAAAGGGAGGCGGGAGGAAGCGAAUGCGUUUUCCUCUUCGGCAGCGCCAUUUUGUAUUCCCUCCGAGCCGCCACAGCUGGUGCCAGCGAGUGGAGGGGGUUCCGGAGCGAGUUGGGAAGUCGCGGAAGCGAGGAUGGCGGAACCCGGGACCGGGUCGGGCGACCCCGCCUUUGGUCCUGGCGCCUCGGAGAGUGGGACGCGGCGGCUCAGCGACCUGCGAGUGAUCGACCUGAGGGCGGAGCUGAAGAAGCGGAACCUGGAUACGGGAGGCAACAAGAGCGUGCUGAUGGAGCGGCUGAGGAAGGCAUUUAAGGAGGAAGGACAAGAACCUGAGGAGAUUGGAAUCAGCUGGGGAGCUGCGAGCAAGAGGGCUGUAAAAAGAAACACCAAAGGAUCCAAGAUGGAGGAGGAGGGCAGCGAGGACAACGGCCUGGAGGAAGAUUCCAGAUAUGGGCAGGAUGGGGUUGUGAUUCUUCAGAGUUCACAAGACAGGGACACCAUGGAUACAGGUGUGCCAGAUGGGAUGGAGGCUGAGGACCUCAGUGUGCCCUGCCUGGGGAAGGCCAACACCGUCAACCAGAUUCUUCAUGCUUUUGAUGACAGUAAAGAGUACGUGGCCGCGCAGCUGGGACAGCUUCCAGCUCAGCUCCUGAAGCAUGCUGUGGAUGAGGAGGUCUUCAAGAACAGUCUGGAAGCUUCUGUGUCAGAUCUUAAAGUAACUCUGGCUGAUGAAGAAGCCCCCAUGGAACCAGAAAAUGAGAAAAUACUCGACAUUUUGGGGGAAACUUGUAAAUCUGAGCCAGUAAAAGAAGAAGGUUCGGAGCUGGAGCAGCCCUUUGCCCAGGCCACGAGUAGCGUGGGGCCAGACAGGAAGCUGGCGGAAGAAGAGGACCUAUUUGAGAGUUGCAGCCACCCGGAAGAGGAAGAGGAAGAAGAGCAGGAAGAGGAGCAGGAAGAGGAGCAGGAAGAGGAGGGAGAUUUAGCUUUGGCCAGCAGCAGCAAGUCUGAGUCUCCAAGCACUCAGUGUCAGUGGAGCGAGGCAGACGCCCCGUUAGCAGUAGUGAAAAGGGAGCUGGCAGAUGCGCCGGGUGGAGGUGGAGGUACUCUGCACAGGCGGAAGCGCAAGCGAAGGCGGAAGCUUCAGGCGCAGGCAGAAGCCCUGGGCACAGGUGGAGGUGCCGGGAUGAACUGCGAGCCUGUAGGGCAAGAGGAGCCAGUUGAACAGAGUAGCACGGCUGCCCAGCUCCCGGAGGCCACCAGCCAGGAGCUGGUGCGAGCGCCCACGGCAGCCCUGAGCCCUGAGCCCCAAGAUAGCAAAGACGACGUGAAGAAGUUUGCUUUUGACGCUUGUAAUGACGUCCCUGCGCCUCCUAAAGAGUCCUCAGCCAGUGAGGGCGCUGAUCAGAAAAUGAGCUCUGUUAAGGAAGAACAAGAUAUAAAGCCAGUCAUUAAAGAUGAAAAAGGCCGUGCCAGCUGUAGCUCAGGAAGGAACCUGUGGGUCAGUGGGCUGUCCUCCAGCACCCGUGCUGCUGACCUCAAGAGCCUCUUCAGCAAGCAUGGGAAGGUCAUCGGAGCCAAGGUGGUCACCAAUGCCCGCAGUCCUGGGGCUCGGUGCUAUGGAUUUGUGACCAUGUCCACGUCAGAUGAGGCCACCAAAUGCAUCAGCCACCUACACAGAACUGAACUACAUGGGAGGAUGAUCUCUGUGGAGAAGGCCAAGAAUGAACCCUCUGAGAAGAAGUCGUCAGACAGGAGAGCGUGUGACCAAAAGGAGAAGGUGCCAGGGCCGGACAGGCCUCACCCUGUGAAGAUCAAGACGGAGAAAACUGUGAUCAAGAAGGAAGAAAAACUGGAAAGAAAGGAGGAGAAAGGGCCAGAAGAUAUUAAAAAGGAGAAGGAUCAAGAUGAACUCACACCAGGAGCUGCUGGUCAUUCUCGAGUCACCAAAUCAGGAAGCAGAGGCAUGGAGCGUACAGUCGUGAUGGACAAGUCCAAGGGCGAGCCCGUCAUCAGUGUGAAGGCCACAAGCAGGUCAAAGGACAGACAGAGCUCCAAAAGUCAAGACCGAAAGUCAGAGGGCAGGGAGAAGAGAGACAUACUGUCAUUCGACAAGAUCAAGGAGCAGCGGGAGAGGGAGCGUCAGAGGCAGAGGGAGCGUGAAAUCCGGGAGACAGAGCGAAGACGGGAGCGGGAGCAGCGAGAGCGGGAGCAGCGUCUGGAUGCCUUCCAGGAGCGACGGGAAAAGGCUCGCUUGCAGCGAGAACGGAUGCAGCUCCAGUGCCAGCGGCAGCGGUUGGAGAGGGAGAGGCUGGAGAGGGAGAGGCUGGAGCGGGAGCGCAUGAGAGUGGAGCGUGAAAGGCGCAAGGAACAGCAGCGCAUUAUGCGUGAGCGGGAGGAGCUGCGGCGGCAGCAAGAGCAGCUGCGUGCUGAGCAGGAACGGCGGGCACUGCGCAGACCCUAUGACCUGGAUGCUAGGAGAGACGAUGGCUACUGGCCAGAAGGGAAGCGUGCAGCCUUGGAAGACAGAUACCGAGACUUUCCACGGCCAGAUCACCGCUUCCAUGACUUUGAUCACCGGGAUCGUGGCCAUUACCAGGAGCAUGUCAUAGACAGGCGGGAUGGGUCCAGAACCAGAGUGGAGGAGCGGGAUGGGCAGUACUACCCAGACGACCAGCACAGCCAUGGAAGGCUCCUAGAGCACCAUGCUUGGGAUUCCGGAGACGGCUGGCAUGGCUACAGCUCUGACAAGAAGUUGAAUGAAGGCCAAGGGCUACCCCCUCCCCCCAGGGUCAACCGAGAGUGGGCAGAGCACAGCUCACAGUUGGAGGAGCAGCAGGUUCCUGUCUGGCACAGUGCUGUGGACACAAACAUGACGGGCCAUGAACACAUACGGUGGCGAGGUGCUGAGCGGGGCCUUGCAGGAGGACCUGGGCAUGGGCAUGUGGCAGCAGGCCGGGGUGGCAUGGCUGGGCAAGGCAGCUUUGCACACGGUGGACAUUCCCAGGGCUAUAUUGUGCCCAGUGGUAGACUGGAAGGUGGUGGCAUGGCCAGCCAGGACCAGGGUGGCCGAGUUCCCAACCCCCACCCUCACCCCCACUUCACCCGCCGCUACUGAACUGCUCUGGACCAAACCCUGCUGCUGCAAGUAGGCAGAGACUGCAACUCCAGCCACCUCCCACUGUGGUACCACUAGCAGUCACAGGCUCUGCCAAGUGUCGAUGUGAACUCACUCUCCUAGUGUUUUUAAUAAACACAGUCCUGUUCUGCUGUUUGUAAGACAA
This is a messenger RNA of Mus caroli (Ryukyu mouse), 3366 nucleotides long. Its product is annotated as scaffold attachment factor B2. Gene Ontology annotation, biological process: regulation of transcription by RNA polymerase II; regulation of mRNA processing; regulation of androgen receptor signaling pathway. Gene Ontology annotation, cellular component: nucleus. Lineage: Eukaryota; Metazoa; Chordata; Mammalia; Rodentia; Muridae. The record is from RefSeq and is a predicted model, not a curated record. Gene Ontology annotation, molecular function: RNA binding; sequence-specific DNA binding.